Messenger RNA from Saimiri boliviensis boliviensis (Bolivian squirrel monkey), 1212 nucleotides. NCBI's taxonomy places the organism in Eukaryota, Metazoa, Chordata, Mammalia, Primates, Cebidae. The record is from RefSeq and is a predicted model, not a curated record.
AUGCCGAGGGAGCGCAGGGAGCGGGAUGCGAAGGAGCGGGACACCAUGAAGGAGGACGGCGGCGCGGAGUUCUCGGCUCGCUCCAGGAAGAGGAAGGCAAACGUGGCCGUUUUUUUGCAGGACCCAGGUGAAGACAUGGCCAAAAUCGACAGGACGGCGAGGGGCCAAUGUGGGAGCCAGGCUUGGGACAAUAACGCAGUCUGUGUGGACCCCUGCUCUCUAAUCCCCACACCUGACAAAGAAGAAGAUGAGCUGGUUUACCCAAACUCCAUAUGCAAGCCUCGGCAUAUCGCACCGUCCAGAGGUUCUCCACUGCCUGUACUGAGCUGGGCAAACAGAGAGGAAGUCUGGAAAAUCAUGUUAAACAAGGAAAAGACAUACUUAAGGGACAAGCACUUUCUUGAGCAACACCCUCUUCUGCAGCCAAAAAUGCGAGCAAUUCUUCUGGAUUGGUUAAUGGAGGUGUGUGAAGUCUACAAGCUUCACAGGGAGACCUUUUACUUGGCACAAGAUUUCUUUGACCGGUAUAUGGCGACACAAGAAAAUGUCGUAAAAACUCUUUUCCAACUUAUUGGGAUUUCAUCUUUAUUUAUAGCAGCCAAACUUGAGGAAAUCUAUCCUCCAAAGUUGCACCAGUUUGCGUAUGUGACAGACGGAGCGUGUUCAGGAGAUGAGAUUCUUACCAUGGAGUUAAUGAUUAUGAAGGCCCUUAAGUGGCGUUUAAGUCUCCUGACUAUUGUGUCCUGGCUGAAUGUGUACAUGCAGGUUGCAUAUCUAAAUGACAUCCGUGAGGUGCUACUGCCACAGUAUCCCCAGCAAACCUUUAUACAGAUUGCAGAGCUGUUGGAUCUCUGUGUCCUGGACGUCGACUGCCUCGAAUUUCCUUACGGUAUCCUCGCUGCUUCGGCCGUGUAUCAUUUCUCUUCAUCUGAAUUGAUGGAAAAGGUUUCAGGAUAUGAAUGGUGCGACAUAGAGAACUGUGCCAAGUGGAUGGUUCCAUUUGCCAUGGUUAUAAGGGAGACAGGGACCUCAAAACUGAAGCACUUCAGGGGCGUCGCCGAUGAAGACGCACACAACAUACAGACCCACAGAGACAGCUUGGAUUUGCUGGACAAAGCCCGAGCCAAGAAAGCCAUGUUGUCUGAACAAAAUAGGGCUUCUCCUCUCCCCAGCGGGCUUCUCACCCCUCCACAGAGCAGUAAGAAGUAGAGC